ACCACCCGGUUCCUCAAAAUCUCUCCAUCCGCGAUUUGAUGAUGUUGGAGCUUCUCUGAGCGUCUAAAACGGAUGACAGCUCUUUAUUAAACUAACAAAUGUGCCAGAAGUGAGCGGACUUCUGUAGAUUAACGUUAAAAGCGGUCGAGGAAGGCGCGAACAUGUCGGCCAGCGCUGUUUAUGUGUUAGAUCUGAAGGGGAAGGUGCUGAUCUGCCGAAAUUACCGCGGAGAUGUGGACAUGUCCGAGAUCGAGCAUUUCAUGACCCUGCUGAUGGAUAAAGAGGAGGAGGGAACGCUGUCGCCCAUCCUGGCUCACGGGGGAGUUCGCUUCAUGUGGAUUAAACACAACAACCUGUACCUUGUUGCAACAUCCAAAAAGAAUGCGUGUGUCUCCCUGGUUUUCUCCUUCCUCUACAAAAUUGUUCAGGUUUUCUCCGAAUACUUCAAGGAGUUGGAGGAGGAGAGUAUCAGAGAUAACUUUGUCAUAAUCUACGAGCUGCUGGAUGAACUCAUGGACUUUGGAUACCCGCAGACCACUGACAGCAAGAUCCUUCAGGAAUACAUCACGCAGGAAGGUCACAAGCUGGACACGGGCGCUCCGCGGCCCCCUGCCACGGUCACCAACGCCGUCUCCUGGAGGUCAGAGGGCAUCAAGUACAGGAAGAACGAGGUUUUCCUGGACGUCAUCGAGUCUGUCAACCUCCUGGUCAGCGCGAACGGUAACGUCCUGUGCAGCGAGAUCGUCGGCUCCAUUAAGAUGAGAGUGUUCCUCUCUGGAAUGCCAGAGCUGCGUUUGGGUCUGAAUGACAAGGUUCUGUUUGAGAACACCGGCCGUGGUAAGAGUAAGUCAGUGGAGCUGGAGGAUGUGAAGUUUCAUCAGUGUGUGCGUCUGUCUCGAUUUGAGAACGAUCGCACGAUCUCCUUCAUCCCUCCAGACGGAGAGUUUGAGCUGAUGUCCUACCGCCUCAACACACACGCCAAGUCUCAGUUUAAGCGACGCUCCACUGCCAACAACGUGGAGAUUCACAUCCCAGUGCCGACCGACGCAGACUCGCCCAAGUUUAAGACCACGGUGGGCAGCGUGAAGUGGGUGCCGGAGAACAGCGAGAUUGUUUGGUCCAUCAAAUCUUUCCCCGGAGGGAAGGAGUACCUGAUGAGGGCUCAUUUCGGGCUGCCCAGUGUUGAGGCGGAGGACAAGGAGGGAAAACCACCAAUCAGUGUCAAGUUUGAGAUUCCGUAUUUCACCACCUCUGGAAUACAGGUGCGUUACCUGAAGAUCAUCGAGAAGAGCGGCUAUCAGGCGCUGCCGUGGGUGCGAUACAUCACCCAGAACGGAGACUAUCAGCUGCGGACUCAGUAAACGUGAAGAAUUAGCCGAGAGCAUCAUGGGUAAUUAGGGGUCGUG
Molecule: messenger RNA, 1406 nt
Organism: Cyprinus carpio (common carp)
Lineage: Eukaryota; Metazoa; Chordata; Actinopteri; Cypriniformes; Cyprinidae
Product: adaptor related protein complex 1 subunit mu 1
Exons: 11
Coding region: 162-1361 (399 amino acids)
Biological process (GO): intracellular protein transport; vesicle-mediated transport
Cellular component (GO): clathrin-coated vesicle; clathrin adaptor complex
Molecular function (GO): clathrin-cargo adaptor activity
Source: RefSeq, a predicted model, not a curated record